AUGCAACGUGUCAAGCGACGACUGUGUAUCAUGGUGUUGCUCGCCAAGGACCUGCUGGCGCGAUUAGACGCAUAUUUCCAUCAGUGCAAGAGCCUCCUCGCGGCGAGCUUGCGACUGCAGCGUGAAGGCGAGAUUAGCGAACAGAGCAUACGGAAGCAAGCGCCUCCACUUACUUCUGUUACUGUGAUCGUCGUUUGGAAACACCUCAACCAGCUUUAUAAUAACGCGUUAAGUCCAUUGUUGGAGCUGUCCCUGACCUUAUAA
Messenger RNA from Bipolaris sorokiniana ND90Pr, 264 nucleotides. RefSeq lists its product as uncharacterized. Lineage: Eukaryota; Fungi; Ascomycota; Dothideomycetes; Pleosporales; Pleosporaceae. The transcript is spliced from 2 exons. The record is from RefSeq and is a predicted model, not a curated record. Bases 1 to 264 code for a protein of 87 amino acids.